Messenger RNA from Nomia melanderi (Alkali bee), 1456 nucleotides. RefSeq names its product phosphatidylinositol glycan anchor biosynthesis class L (gene PIG-L). Gene Ontology annotation, cellular component: endoplasmic reticulum. The record is from RefSeq and is a predicted model, not a curated record. Lineage: Eukaryota; Metazoa; Arthropoda; Insecta; Hymenoptera; Halictidae. Gene Ontology annotation, molecular function: N-acetylglucosaminylphosphatidylinositol deacetylase activity.
GAUGAAAGGGGGACAACAAAUUAGUCCCACUAAUUCAUCAUCAUGAAUUAACCAACUUUCAUUAAGAAUAUUGCAUAAUGCGAACUAUUUCAAUUCGUAAAAAAAUUUCAAUUUGUAGGCAAGAAAUAAUUAAAAAUAUUCAAUAAUAAUUGGAAAUUGCACAUUGUAUUCAAAAUGUGCUGCUUUUACACUUUAAAUGAUCACGAUUAAAUAUAAAUACGUUUAGAAAAAAUUACGCAAAAUCUGUACAAAAAGAAACAAAUUGAAAAGAAUGAAAAAAUAAAAUAUCAGAAAGAUCGCAAAUAAGUAUGAACGAGCAUUAUAAUAAUAGUUUGUAUCGACUUACACAAGUAUGGCGUCCAAUCCUAUUAUCUGGUUUCUGUACGACAUAACCUCACGAUGUUCCGCUAAAGAAAGAAUUCUUAUCCCGAGCUUCCAAAGGGUAGCAAGCUCUUCCAGAAAUAUGACAGGACCGUGACACUUGUAAGUGAAAGUAGUUCGUACGUCGUCAUUAAAAAUGUUAGAUUUCGAUUUGAUUAAGGAAUACUUUAGUCUGCAAAUUAAUGAAGCAAUUUGUUGGUGGUGGUAUUAUAUAAAAGAAAUAUCAUGGCAAUUGCUAAUUGCUAUUGUUGCCUAUUUUUGCGUUUGCACUUGCCUUUAUUCAAUCUUGAAGAAAGUCAGCCACACAGCGUGGCAGCUUCCAGGUCCACCCGCUAGAAUAUUGUUAGUUACGGCUCAUCCUGAUGAUGAAGUCAUGUUCUAUGGUCCGUUGGUGUACUGGGUCACAAAGUCAAAGGCUAGUGAGCUGUAUCUUCUUUGUCUUACCACUGGUGGACAUAAAAGGAGGAAAGAGGAACUAUGGGAUUGUACAAAAAUAUUAGGAAUUCCUGAAGCUAAUGUAACUAUAGUAAUGAGUACAGAGUUACCUGAUGAUCAAAAUGUACAAUGGCCAACAGAAGUAGUGGCGGAAUAUAUUUUACAACAUGUAGAGACUUAUAAAAUCAAUGCUGUUGUAACAUUUGACAAGCAUGGCAUAAGUCGACAUAAAAAUCAUAUCUCCCUAUACUUUGCCAUAGCUGCAUUAUGUAUUGAAAAAAAAGUACCAUCUUAUUGUAAGUUAUACGUGUUAGAGUCUGUGAAUAUAAUUAGAAAAUAUGUACAACUCAUAGAUUUACCAAUUAGCUUAUUAACUGCUUCAUACUGGUAUUUAGUAACAUACGAUCAAAGAAAAAUCAUAAGAAAUGCUAUGACUGCACACAAGUCCCAAUAUGUCUGGUUCCGAAAAUUGUACAUGAUAUUUUCGCGGUACACUUUCAUCAAUACCUUCCAAGAAGUCAGUGCACUCGAUCUGGAAUUGGAUCUCCAGUUUGACGACGAUUAACUUACGAUUCAUACAAUUUGUACAAAUUGUAAUUAACUGUACAUAAUAAAAAGAAAAUUUGUCUAUUGAUAAACA